Cotesia glomerata is the source of this 5265-nucleotide messenger RNA. It is a transcript of the gene Mdr49, whose product is annotated as multidrug resistance protein homolog 49-like. The record is from RefSeq and is a predicted model, not a curated record. The transcript has 17 exons. Lineage: Eukaryota; Metazoa; Arthropoda; Insecta; Hymenoptera; Braconidae. Gene Ontology annotation, cellular component: membrane. Gene Ontology annotation, molecular function: ABC-type transporter activity; ATP hydrolysis activity; ATP binding. Gene Ontology annotation, biological process: transmembrane transport. The coding region runs from base 1184 to 5221 and encodes 1345 amino acids.
GAAACGUCGAUCGACUGGUGUAAGUCGUCAGACAAUAAUUAGUCUGAGUAACGACUAAAAUAACAACUGGUGGAUUAAUUCAUCUCAUUGUUUAUUAUUAUUUACAUUCAUCGAUUAUUGAUUAAUUAACAAAAUAUUUUAAUCCACUAAUUUGAUGGUUUAAAAGUAAUCAGCUGUCGGAUUUGUAAAACGUGGUGUUCUUUGUGUUUGAUCGUUAACGAUCGGUGGACAAAAGAUCCGACAUAACUUGACUGGUGAAUGGCUGGCAAGAGGGGCUAGAAGGCCCUAGAAUUUAUCAAGUCGCACGUGCGAUUAAACAGCCCGUAACCGAUGAGUGUUAGGUUGACAGGAGGUCAUAUGGUGAAGCAGAGGCGGUUUAUUGGUAACACUAACAACAAAAUGAUAAAUAUACGAGAAAAUCUAUUAGGAAUGAUUUAGACAAUUAGCUCUAAUGGUAUAUGAAUAAUUGUUACUAAUAUCCUGAAAAAAUAAGGAAUUUUUGACAGUAGUCGCACAAUUGAAGACCUUCAUUUUUAUACUCACACGUUUUUAUCGGUGCACGUGGAAGUAAAUUGCCACUGGAGGCAAGUAUUGAAGAUUUUCAAAUAAAAGGGUGCUAACGUCGUAAAUUUAACUGACAAAAAUUUUAAUCAACGAGAAAUACUUCCUGGUGAUUUGGAAGAGCAGUUAAUUUUUUGUUACAGAUUAUGAGAGUAUAAAUAUUUAAAUGUACAUAAUGCUCAACGGAAGUUUAUAAAUACAAAUGUAUAUGAUAAGAAUUUGUGGAUAGAUAUAUGUAAAAAUAUAUAAGUACAUAUUAUACUUGUGAUUGAUUUUUGUGAUCUGGAAUAUCAGAAGGAAGCUUCUAGAUUAUUUAACGUUAUAAAGUUUUUAGGUACACGAGACUGGAUAGAUUAAAACAAGAGAAGUUUGUUAAGCCAAAGGAAUUAAGUGAUAUACAAAUAUAACUCAGUAUUUAAUAGAAGAUUUUGUUCAUUGGAGUUUUAGAGGAUUUAUUUAUAAAUACAAACAAGUCUACCAGAAUAUUUAAUUUAAUUGUAGAUAGAUAGCGAAACGUACAAAUAUUGGAUGCUAAAUCCAUCGGAUUUUUUUAUUUCUUCUUUCGCUUGUUUGCCGUCCAGGCAGUGUUUCGUCAUAAUGAGUUGUUAACUGAGAAUGCGCGAUGACGCAGCGAAUUUACCAGUGGUCCACGAACCCUCUCGAGGGGGCCCCCCAGAGUAUCCAAAUGGAGCCUCCCAAGACAAAGUCGAAUCAUCAAGAAAAAAUCCCCUUGAGGUACACACAACAAGACAAGGAGAAGGAUAAACAGGAAACAGAAUGUAUACUGGAUGAUGAUAAUGAACCAAUUGAAUUUGUUCCACCGCAAACAAAGGAGGAGGAUAAGCCACCCCCAGAGGCGCCAUCCUUACCACCCAUCCCUUAUUACAAACUCUUUCGAUUUGCGACAUUCGGAGAGUUGAUGUACGUCUUUGCUGGCCUCUUCAUGGGCACCAUGACGGGCCUGUGUAUUCCAGUAGCAAAUAUUCAGUAUGGUGAGUUCACAACUCUUCUGGUGGAUCGUAACAUGACGAAUCAGACCAGCACGCCUACUUUUGUCAUGGAGAUGUUUGGUGGUGGAAAGAUUUUAGGACCUAAUGCAUCAAAAGAAGAAAGAAUGAAUGCGUUGUACGACGAUUCAGUGGCCUUCGGAGUGUCUUGUGCAGCUUUGUCGACCCUUCAAUUUAUCUUUGCAAUAUUCACAGUAGAUCUGCUGAAUGUCGCAGCGUUCCGUCAAAUUCACAGGAUCCGUCGCAUGUUUUUGCAAGCUGUUUUGAGACAGGACAUGUCCUGGUACGAUACCAACACUUCGACGAAUUUCGCUAGCAGGAUAACCGAGGAUUUAGAUAAGAUGAAAGAAGGAAUGGGAGAAAAAUUGGGAGUAUUCACGUAUCUGACGGUUUCAUUCGUGUCAUCUAUAAUAGUGUCCUUCUACUACGGAUGGAAGCUGACCCUGGUAGUCCUGAGUUGCGCUCCAGUAAUUGUAAUUGCCACUGCGAUCGUAGCCAAGGUUCAAAGCUCGCUAACUGCCUUGGAAUUGACGGCUUACGGUCAGGCAGGUAGCGUAGCUGAAGAGGUUCUUGGUGCGAUUCGUACAGUAGUGGCAUUUGGAGGUGAAAAAGUAGAGGUCAAUCGUUACACUGCUAAGCUAGUGCCUGCCGAGAAGACGGGUAUUAAACGUGGAAUGUGGUCCGGAGUGGGUGGAGGUAUUAUGUGGUUCAUCAUCUACCUGAGUUACGCGGUUGCCUUCUGGUACGGAGUGCAGCUCAUUCUUGAAGAUCGUCCGAAGCUUGAAAAAGAGUACACACCAGCAGUCCUGGUAAUUGUCUUCUUUGGAGUGCUCGCUGGCGCCCAAAAUAUGGGAUUGACUUCACCACAUCUUGAAGCUUUCGCAGUGGCUCGCGGAUCCGCGGCUACGGUUUUUCAAGUCAUCGACCGGGUGCCCACUAUCGACAGUCUUAGUACACAAGGGCAGAAGCUUUCUGCUGUUAACGGGGAUAUUGAAUUCAAGGAUGUGUACUUUAAGUAUCCAGCGCGUAAGGAUGUUAAAGUCCUGCAGGGGUUGAAUUUGAAAAUCAAAAGCGGAGAAACAGUCGCACUUGUGGGUGGAUCUGGAUGUGGUAAAUCGACCUGUCUCCAACUUAUUCAACGACUCUAUGAUCCUCUUCAGGGUCAGGUGCUGCUAGACGGAGUUGACAUAGCCAAACUUAAUGUCGGAUGGAUGCGGUCGUACAUCGGCGUAGUCGGGCAAGAACCAGUGCUUUUUGAUACAACCAUAAGAGAGAACAUCCGCUACGGAAAUGAUAAUGUCACUGAAGAGGAGAUGAUCAAAGCUGCUAAGGAAGCUAAUGCUCAUGACUUCAUUAGCAAAUUACCGGAGGGUUACGACAGUCCUGUAGGUGAGCGCGGCUCACAAUUAUCAGGUGGACAAAAGCAAAGAAUAGCCAUAGCCCGGGCAUUAGUGCGUAAGCCCAAAAUUUUGAUUCUGGAUGAAGCGACAUCUGCUUUAGAUCUUCACAGCGAAGCGACCGUACAACGUGCACUUGAUGCGGCUGCCAAAGGCAGAACUACUGUUGUUGUUACUCAUCGGUUAUCAACGAUCACCAAUGCCGAUAGGAUCGUCUUCAUCAAGGAUGGACAGGUUGCUGAAAUGGGAACACACGAGGAAUUACUUGCGUUGGGAAAUCAUUAUUACGGAUUAGUUUCUGCUGAUGCCAGUACGACUGCUAAAGCUAAAGCAACAGCAACCGUAGCAAAAAGUACAGUAGCAGCCGUUCCAAAAGCCAAACCACCAUUAAAGAAACAAUUUUCAACGUUGUCAAUGCAUUCGCAUCGUCUGUCACUUGCCGGCGCGUCUACAACAUCCGAAGAGGAACUCGACGAACAUGAGAAACCCUACGACGCUCCGAUGAGAAGAAUUUUCGGGCUGAACAAACAAGAGUGGCUCUUCAAUUUGAUUGGUUGUCUAGCCGCAGCAACAGUUGGCGCCUCAUUUCCAGCAUUCGCGAUGUUAUUUGGUGACGUCUACUACGUACUGGGUCUGGAAAACCCGGACGAAGUUCGUGAGAAGACGAUAACUUUCUCAAUCUACUUUGGAAUAGUCGGAGUGGUAACCGGAAUAGGAACUUUCCUGCAAAUGUACAUGUUUGGAUUGGCAGGAGUGAGGAUGACCGCACGAAUUCGUAAAAUGACAUUCACAGCGAUGCUGAAACAAGAAAUGGGGUGGUACGACGAGGACACCAAUAGCGUGGGAGCAUUGUGUGCUCGGUUAUCAUCAGACGCGGCUGCUGUCCAAGGAGCAACUGGGAGUCGUAUUGGUGCUAUUCUGCAAGCGAUGUCGACUUUGGUGCUGGGAAUCGGUCUGUCGAUGUACUAUUCGCGAGAAAUGACUUUAGUGUCGGUGGUUUCGAUACCACUGGUACUUGGAGCAGUAUUUUUUGAGGCGCGUAUAAUGGGCGGACAAGGGAUGCAAGAGAAGAAGAAAAUGGAAUGCGCAACGCGAAUAGCGGUCGAAGCUAUUUCGAAUAUUCGGACUGUUGCGAGUUUGGGAAAGGAGAAGGCCUUCCUAGAGCGAUACUGCGUUGAGCUAAAUCACGUUGCCAAAGCCACCAGAAUAAAGAACCGUUUGCGAGGUCUGGUCUUCUCUUGCGGACAAACCAUCCCCUACUUUGGAUACGCUCUUAGUCUCUAUUAUGGUGGUUAUCUCGCGGCCAGAAAGGAUUUACCCUAUCAAGACGUGAUAAAGGUUUCAGAGGCGCUGAUCUUCGGGUCCUGGAUGCUUGGUCAGGCGCUUGCCUUUGCUCCAAACUUCAACACUGCCAAGAUAUCUGCCGGGAGAAUAUUCCGCCUGCUGGACCGAGUACCCGAAAUCUUAACUCCGCCGGAGAUGGAGGGCAAAGAUUUGGACUGGAAGGCUGACGGCUUGAUACAGUUUUCGAAAGUUGAAUUCCAUUACCCGACGCGAACGGAGCAACAGAUCCUUCGUGGUCUGAAUUUGAUCGUAAAGCCGGGGCAGAUGGUUGCGCUGGUGGGUCAAAGUGGAUGUGGUAAAUCAACUUGCAUUCAAUUACUUCAACGUUUGUACGACCCGCUUACUGGAAGCGUUACAAUAGAUCGCCGGGAUAUCACAUCCGUAUCUCUGUCCGCUCUGCGUGCGCAGUUCGGUGUUGUAGGUCAAGAACCAGUCCUCUUUGAUCGGACUAUCGCUGAGAAUAUUAUGUAUGGUGAUAACAAUCGGGUUGUUACCAUGGAUGAAGUUAUUGAAGCUGCCAAGAAAUCUAAUAUUCACAGUUUUAUCAGCUCUCUACCUUUGGGUUACGAUACAAGACUCGGUAGCAAAGGAACCCAGCUCUCUGGUGGUCAGAAACAACGUAUUGCAAUCGCACGUGCCUUGGUCCGAAAUCCAAGAAUCCUGCUGCUUGAUGAAGCCACUUCCGCCCUCGACACGCAGAGUGAAAAGGUCGUCCAAGCAGCCCUGGACAAAGCUAUGGAGGGUAGAACUUGUAUCACCAUCGCGCAUCGUCUGGCGACCAUAAAGAACGCGGACGUGAUUUGCGUCCUGGAGAAGGGAAUGGUCGCUGAAAUGGGAACUCACGAUGACUUAAUCGCUGCAGAUGGUCUCUACGCUCACCUCCACGCCCUCCAAGAAGCUGCCAUGGAGUAAACCUCCAAGUUCUCGCGCUCCAGUACAAUACCAGUUUGAAUUUC